This is a messenger RNA of Cuscuta europaea, 1258 nucleotides long. The record is from the annotation of a GenBank genome assembly. Lineage: Eukaryota; Viridiplantae; Streptophyta; Magnoliopsida; Solanales; Convolvulaceae.
UAUUUAAAGUCCCACCCCUACCCACAAUUUCCUCAUCAUCUGAUUUAUCUCUCUAUAAUCUCUCAUCUUCUUCGGCAAAUAUCAAAUUUCAAUUCCUCUUCUCUAAAGAUGCAGAUCUUCGUGAAAACCCUCACCGGCAAGACGAUCACUCUCGAAGUCGAGAGCUCCGACACGAUCGACAACGUCAAGACCAAGAUCCAGGACAAGGAGGGGAUCCCGCCGGACCAGCAGAGGCUGAUCUUCGCCGGCAAGCAGUUAGAGGACGGCCGCACCCUCGCCGAUUACAAUAUUCAGAAGGAGUCGACCCUCCAUCUGGUGCUCCGAUUGAGGGGAGGGAUGCAGAUCUUCGUGAAAACCCUCACCGGCAAAACCAUAACCCUAGAGGUGGAGAGCUCUGACACCAUAGACAACGUGAAGACUAAGAUCCAGGACAAGGAAGGGAUCCCUCCCGACCAGCAGAGGCUGAUCUUCGCCGGGAAGCAGCUUGAGGACGGCCGCACCCUUGCGGACUACAACAUCCAGAAGGAAUCUACUCUCCAUUUGGUUCUCCGAUUGAGGGGAGGUAUGCAGAUCUUUGUCAAAACCCUCACCGGGAAGACCAUAACCCUGGAGGUUGAAAGUUCUGAUACCAUCGAUAACGUGAAGACUAAGAUCCAGGAUAAGGAAGGAAUCCCCCCAGACCAGCAGAGACUAAUCUUCGCCGGAAAGCAGCUUGAGGAUGGCCGUACUCUUGCCGACUACAACAUACAGAAGGAGUCCACUCUUCACUUGGUCCUCCGGCUCAGGGGUGGUAUGCAGAUCUUUGUGAAAACCCUGACCGGAAAGACAAUCACCCUGGAGGUGGAAAGCUCGGACACGAUCGAUAAUGUGAAGACAAAGAUUCAAGACAAGGAGGGGAUUCCACCAGAUCAGCAGAGGUUGAUCUUUGCUGGUAAGCAGCUGGAAGAUGGCAGGACCUUGGCCGACUAUAACAUUCAGAAGGAGUCCACUCUGCACCUUGUCCUUCGUCUCCGUGGGGGUUUCUGAACUGCUCUUUAACUUUGUGUUUCGUCUCUGUCUGUCUUCCUUUGUGUCUGUCAUGUCUGUUUGAAUAAUUGAAUUUUCAUUUGUUUUAAAACAAGGUGUAGCAAUGUUCUCUUUAUUUUAAUUUCCCAGCAGUUCCAAAAUGCAACCAGUGUGAGAUCACUAAAUAGUAAAAGGCUUAAAAAACCCGGAACACGUACAAAUGGGAUGGACUUAUAAGGGGACUAUAUAAUUG